Messenger RNA from Erigeron canadensis, 2836 nucleotides. Its product is annotated as formin-like protein 5. Gene Ontology annotation, biological process: actin cytoskeleton organization; actin nucleation. The coding region runs from base 83 to 2689 and encodes 868 amino acids. Lineage: Eukaryota; Viridiplantae; Streptophyta; Magnoliopsida; Asterales; Asteraceae. The transcript is spliced from 7 exons. Gene Ontology annotation, molecular function: actin filament binding. The record is from RefSeq and is a predicted model, not a curated record.
GUUGAGGAGGAGGGUUGGCGAUGGUGAAUGCCAUUAGGCUAAAUUUAUUGUUUGAUGACGAUGAAGAAAUGAUUGCAAUUAAAUGGGCGCCAAAAUAGGGCUGAUUUGGAUAAUGACAGUUUUUAUUAUCAUAUUACUUCACCCAAACCACCCUUUGGCUAAAGAUUCUGACAAAAUCAUCGAUUUGGAUGAAGAAACAAUGGACGAUGACACGGCCGAACUACUAUGGGUGAAUUGCAGGGCUGAGUUGGUAUAUUCGAUUGAAGCUAUAAAUGUCCAGGAUCCUCGAGUGAAGAAAACGAUACUAGAUUGCUUGAGAGAUAAAAGAAUUGUUUUAUCCAAAUCCAGAAAAUAUAAACUUACUAAAAAUUGGUAUAUAGGGUAUUUAGCGUCUUUUUUACACAAGACGAAUGAUGUUCAUGGAAGACGCAGGUUGGCUGAAGGAGGUGUUAGCCAAGGAACAAUAAUUGUUGCAGUAGUUGUUACUGCAGUCUCUACGCUUUCUCUUGCUGGCCUUCUUUUUUAUUGUUAUAUUAGGAAUUACGGUGUUGCUGCCUUUCAAAAUGACGAAAAUCUAAGCAUGGGCAAGAAUUCUACUAGUGGUGGUUCAAAAAAUUCAUCAAGCUCUAAGGACAAAGAUGGGAAUACCGAGAAUCAAUCAAAUUCAAUGGAUGCAAGAGUCUCUGUUGAUUCAGGUCUUGUUGGAAAUCUGCACAUGAAGACAAAUCUGAAUCCUACUGUGCACCCUCCUGCUGAAAGAGUAACGUCGUCUUUGAGACAUACUCUGAAGCCUAGAGCAAUAAGGGCAGAAUCAUCUUUGCGCCCUACUGGAAAGGCGGAAUCUUCUCUAAGGCCUUCUGCUGGAAAGACAGACUCUCCUGUUGGAGGAACAGAUUCGUCUCCAAGGCCUUCUCCUGGAGCGGUGGAAUCAUCUCCACGGCUGCAACCCGUCACUGGAGUUUCUCAUGUUUCCUCUCCUACGACCAUUGUCCCUUCUCCUUCCACUGCUCCUAUAGCUCCCUCUCAUGUUACUGCUCCUCUAGCUCCCUCUCCGGCCACUGACACGGCACCCGGACCUCCUGCCAAUCCCCCAAUUCAAGAAGAUCCGCCAACUGGUGGAGAACCACCUCCAUCGCCACCUGUUGCAGCGGCACCUCCACCACCACCACCCUCUAUCACAGCACCUCCUCCACCACCCAAACUUGAGGGGAAUGCAGGGGGUCCCCCACCACCUCCACGCAGAUUGGGUGCCAGCAUUAGACCUCCUCGUCGUAUUGAUCAAGCUGAUGCUUCUAAAGCUAAGUUAAAGCCAUUCUUCUGGGAUAAGGUUAUGGCUAAACCUGAUCAACAAAUGGUUUGGGAUAAGAUUAAGUCUGGUUCAUUUCACAUAAUGUGUCUCUUCGUCGUUAGGUUCAAUGAAGAAAUGAUUGAGAGUUUAUUUGGAUAUCAAGGGCCUGAUAAAACCAAAGACCCGGACACGAAGAAUGCUCCUGCAAAAGAAUCUACAGCGCAGUUCGUUCAAAUCAUUGAUCCAAAAAAGGCACAAAAUUUGUCUAUUCUUUUGAAAGCACUGAAUGUGACAACUGAUGAAGUUGCUGCUGCACUUAUAGAAGGAAAUGAGCUUCCAAUAGAAAUAGUUCAAACUUUGCUAAAAAUGGCACCAACUAGCGAAGAAGAACUGAAGCUGAGGCUAUAUUGUGGGGAUCUUAGUCGCCUUGGACCAGCAGAACGAUUUUUAAAAGCUUUGGUUGAAAUCCCGUAUGCAUUUAGAAGGCUAGAAUCUUUGCUAUUCAUGUGCACACUUCAAGAUGAAGAAUCAAAUAUCAGAGAAUCCUUCGAAAUUUUAGAGGCUGCUUGUGUAGAACUUAAAAAAAGCCGCUUGUUCCUCAAACUCUUGGAAGCUGUUCUAAAAACUGGGAAUCGUAUGAAUGUUGGAACUUUCCGUGGCAGUGCAACAGCUGUUAAACUUGACACGCUCUUAAAACUCUCAGAUGUCAAAGGAGUUGAUGGAAAAACAACUCUUCUACACUUUGUCGUUCAGGAGAUCAUGCGGGGUGAAGGUAUAAAAGCAAGCCAGCGUGCCAAAGAUGGCAGUAGCAUCUGCAGCGUCAGUGCUGAAGACCUUUUUCCUGAACCUUCUCCUGAAAAAUCAGAUGAGCAUUAUUGCAAACUUGGGCUUGAAGUGGUAUUAGGUUUGAGUAAUGAGCUUGAAAAUGUCACGAAAGCAUCAAUAAUUGAUUUUGAUGGGUUGAGCAGUUCAAUUUCAAAACUUGGUAAUGGACUCGUGAAAGCACGAGAAUCUUUAAAUACGGAUAGGAAGAAUUUAGAAGAAAAUUCAAAAGAUGCAGAAGCUGAUGAGUUUUGGCUUAUUUUGUCGGAUUUUGUUGAAAAUGCUGAGAAGGAUAUCUCGUGGAUGUUUGAGGAAGAAAAGAGAAUAAUUGCUCUUGUGAAAAGUACAGCAGAUUACUUUCAUGGAAAGGCUGUGAAGGAUGAAGGGUUGAGAUUAUUCUCGGUGGUACGUGAUUUUUUGAUCAUAUUGGAAAAGGUAUGUAAAGAGAUUCAGGCUGCUCCAAUAAAGCCACCAAAGAAAAAAGAUGACACGUUGUCAGGGACACAAGAUAAUGAUGACGAUAACCAAUUUAUGAGUGGAGAUCCUUCGCAGCCCCAGUCACCAAGCCCUUUCUUCUAAUCUAGAGCCUUCAUUCUUGUUCUAGCGACCAUGUUAAAUAGUCCACAGGCUUUUUCGUCAUACAAACCAGGUAUACACUUGACAUUUGCCUUAGUUGACAGAUUUAAUCCAUUGUUCUUGCAUAAAACCAAAAGAACCUUAUAAAAA